Messenger RNA from Cephus cinctus (wheat stem sawfly), 7842 nucleotides. RefSeq lists its product as uncharacterized. The record is from RefSeq and is a predicted model, not a curated record. The transcript is spliced from 8 exons. The coding region runs from base 184 to 6477 and encodes 2097 amino acids. Lineage: Eukaryota; Metazoa; Arthropoda; Insecta; Hymenoptera; Cephidae.
UACUACUGUCCAUUAAUUACUCUUGUGAUCACGUCAGUUUAGCGUUCACGCAAAUUCGCGCCUCAUAAUUUACGUCUUUGACAUUCUGUGCUUCAUUUUCAACGUCUCAAGCAAGCUGCUGAUUCGGUUAAUAUACAAACGUAAAUUUCUGCCAUUCGUCAAUGCCAGGUGGAUACAGUGACAAUGGCGUCGAACAAUCAGAGGUCGCCGUUUGCUUCACAUACAAAAAAGUCGAAUGGAAACAAAAGAAAUAUCAAAGAAUCUCAGCAAAAGGUACUUAGUCAAGUCAAUGAGAUGUUUCACUCUGUUCUGGAUCCAGACAUUAUAUUAUCUGUUGUGCAGAAUUGCAAUUGGAAAUUGCAACCAUCUAUUGAUGGUCUAAUUACAUUAUCGGCUAAUGUUGAUGUAAUUGCAAACCAAAACAACCAACAUUUAAGCAAUCAGAAUGUCAAUAUUUCGAAUUUUGUAACAAAGCACACUGAAGAUUCAUGCAUAAAAAUACAGAAUUUAGAUAAAAAUCAGCAAGAUUGUAAUGUUAAUGACGAUGUUACUUUUCUUAAUUUAAACGACAAUGAAUUACAAAGGCAACAAGAAGAAUUUCGAAAAUUUGAACAACUUAAAAAAGAUUUAGCACAGAAACAUUUUGGUUCGACACAUGAAAAUAUGACAACAUUCAACUAUCCUAUAGAAAAUAAGAUUUCUUCAAAUAAGAUACAUCAAUUUAAUCAGAACUGGCCGAUUUCUCAGACCGUAUCUACAGAGACCGACGAAAGUUCUUCUAUUGUAAAUCCAAAUGAAAAUAGAAAUGAUUUAAAACAGAAAAAUGAUACUCCUGGAUUAUCAGAGUAUAAUCGUUUUUCCCCAGAUUUGCCUAAUAAACUUUACAACAAAGGCACAAUACCAAAAGAAUUUCGUGGUUUUCCAAAACCACCUGUAGUAUCUCCAUCUGAUCAAUGUUCCAUGCCACAUUUCGAUUUUAAUAAUUGGAGCAAACAAAAUCCACCGAUCCCUGGAAAAACUUUUGAUAACAAGGACUUGGAUUCCCAGAAGUCUCAUAGUAACUUGCAAAACUAUAAACAGCCAAUAUCAACUUCGGAGAAGUUCUAUAAAAAUCCACAGAAUCCAGCACCUAAUGACUUGGUACAAAGCAAUGUACUUCAAGAGCAACAACUCCGACAAACACCAGAUAGAUUUCCAUCUCCUCAAAAUGUUGCUCGAUUUCGUAGCACUACAAAGACUUACAAAUCCGAGACAGAAUCUCUCUGUGGUUUGAAAGUACAAUAUCGCCUUCCAGGAUUAGAGAACAGUUCUGACGAUGAUGCAGACGUAGUGAUCGAGGCUGAGAGUUCAGAUUAUCGCAUACAAAAUCCAUCUUUAACAUCUAUCAGCGCAUAUCAAUUUUUGCCAUCCUUUACUCAAAGUCCUCCAUGUACCACUCACACAGAAGUGCGAAUGAUUAGCACACCAUCACCGCCGAGAACUCCACGGCAUAAUUCACACGAAAUUUUACUUCGUAGAAUUAAGUCAGCUAUUCAACAGGGCAGCAAGAUUCUAGUACUAAUGAGGGGAUUACCCGGAAGUGGUAAAUCGUAUCUUGCUAGGAGUAUAGUAUCCACAACAAUAGCUGAGGAUCCUGCACCAUACAUUUUUAAUACUGAUGAUUAUUUUAUAAUGAUCGGCCAAGGUGUUUAUCAAUUUGAUUCUAACAAACUCCAAGAGGCUCAUAGUUUUAAUAAAAGAAGAGUUCGCAUUGCUAUGGAAGAAGGCAGAAGUCCCAUAAUUAUUGACAACACAAACACGAAAUCAUGGGAAAUGCAGCCAUAUGUAACCAUGGCUGUGGCAUAUGGCUAUAUAGUUGAAGUCUUGGAGCCAAAUACACCCUGGGUUCAGAACGUCAAUGAAUUGGCUAAGAAGAAUCGUCAUGGCGUACCUAAGGCCAAAAUCAAGGCAAUGAUGGAAAGGUACGAGAGAAAUGUCACUGGCCGUAAGUUAUUGCAACAAUUUGCACUCAAAUAUUCCCCUAAUAAUACCCCUCCACAAUUAAGAUCAAUUCCUCCAUUCGGUAACACAGAGAUAACAGAACAAGAGAUUACUUCUGAAAAGAUUUUACCAGAACUGAAAUUGGCUAAUAACGAAUGCAAAGACGAGAUCUCAAAAACAGACAAUUCUGACAGCUCGAAAAUUUCAGAUAAUCGAAUCUGUUUGGUUAAGGAUUCAAUUAUAGAGAAAUAUACAAGUUUAUUUGAAUCCCCAGAUUUUGGCAAUGUACUUGGACCAAGAAUUCAGGAUUACGAACAGGAUUCCGAGUUAAUGGGAUUGUUCAUGACUAAAUUAUCGGAUAAGAAAAUGAUUGAAAUGAGUGAUGAGAAAACCGUUGAAAAUGAUGAAGAAUACGGAAUCAAAAUAUCUAAAUUAUCGGAACCUGAAUCUACUGAAAGUUCCAAGCAGUUGGAAAUGCAACAACAACAAUAUCUCGGUGCCAUUGGGUCAGAGCGAAAAGGCAGUAUAUGCAUAACUGAAUGCGAUAGUCCAGAAGAAGAUAAUAUUAGCGUGGAGCAAGAUAAUACUGAAAAUGUUUUGUCUCAGUGUUGGGAUUUUACUCUCCUCCUGAAUGGCAGACAAAUACACAGUGUAUAUCCCUCUUCUUCUGUUUCUGAUAAAGUUGUAAUUCCUGAUAAGAGUAUAUUGUCAAUCAUUGAUUUAACUGACGAACCAACUUUGUCAAAACCUGUAGAUGAGACUAAUGCAGAUCAAGAGAAUAUUUUAUCUUGUCAUAUUAAAGAUAUUGAUAAUGAAAAUAUGUUGGUAUCAUUGAACGAUAAUACGGAGAGUGAUUUGAAUGAUUUAUCGAAUAAUGUUAUUGAGAAAAGUACAGUAAUAGAUUGUAAAAAUAUUGAAAAAUCACAUGAUACUGAUUCGAAUUCUACGUCAAAAUUAAUUCAACAACUAUUUAAUGCUGCAGCUGAUGAUAUAAUUUCAGAGAAACAAAUAGAAGAAGUGCAAAAUGAUGAUGUUGAUAAAAUCCAUGAACAUGAUAUGGAAGUUGAUGAGGCAUUCAGGAUGCUACCUAGUGAUCGUGGAUUUGCAGAAUGGAUACAAAAGUUCGCACACAAAACAGCAAGUAUGUUGGAUGAGUCAAGCAGAAUGAUGAUUGAUAAUUAUAACAUUGAACGGAAUACGGGAAAGCAGGAAGAAAUUGAAUCCACGAAUACUGAUGAAGUCCAGGAGCGCAAGAAAUCAGAUUCUCAAAUUAAUAUAAACAUUCAGGAGUCUGACACAAGUACCAGUCUAAGUAUAUCUAACAGACCUAGUACAGUUUUUGAUAAAUUUGUGGAAAUGUUUAGUCUUAUUCCUAAAAAUGAAGAAAAUGAUAAGCUGGUAGAAUCCGUUCAAGUGCCAGUCGAAACUUCGCAAAUGAACAUGUAUGAGCACAGUGAAUCAGAUACUGAAGAGAUUAAAGAUGACAAAGAAAUUACCAACGACUUAAAUAAUAGCACUGGACAAAGUGAAGUUAAUAAAACAUCAUUAGACAAUAUGAUCGAAAGUGAUACUGAAGAGAUGACUCCAUCGUCUCUUGACACUUCCUCUAACUUGGUAUCCAGAAAUAAUUCUUCGGACGAAAAUACCGAAGUUAUCAAGAGUAAAGUAUCUAACGACAAAAAUAGUUCCAACUCUGAAGAGAAACAAAAUCGGAAAGAAACAGCAGAUGGUUCAAUUGUCUUUCCAACAGUGUUAGAAACUUCCAAAGAAGCAAAUCCUAUCGAUAAAGAUGACAAAAACAUAAUAACACUUGAUUCUAAUGAAGAAACCCUUACAGCGGAGCAUGAAACAGAUACUACAGUCAGUGAAAUUUCAGCCAGUCAACAGGAAGUGGAUGUGAAUGAUCAUCUUGAUGAAUACAAAGAGAUCGUUAAUGAGACAGUAAAAGAGAAUCUUGGUGACGAAACAAUUAGUCUCAGUAAGAGUGUAAAAGAUUUUGUCGACACUAUCGAUCACGUUGAUUCAAAAGUACCAGAGUCAUCCCACAGUAUGAAUUCUAAUCAGCAUAAAAAACAACAAGGAUUUACAAGUAUAUUUAAAUACCCAUAUUAUAAACUGAAGCAAGCUCUCGAUAGAGGAACCCAUCAUAGCGGCAAUGAAAAACUAAAUGUCGAAGAGCUCCUCAAUGAAACUUCUGCUAAUGAAAUGAAAAAGGACAGCAAAGACUUUAAAGAUUUAAUAGAACAAGGAGAAGAAUCAGACACAGUUGAUUCGAUUGACUUUGACCCUGUAGAUAAAUCAGUUAAUGAAGAUAUGGCUUUGAGUACUAAGGACGCGGAUCCUAUUACAGUAGGACAAAAGCAUAAUGAAGUCAUCGAUAAUAUAAGGCAGAUAACAUGGAAAGAAUCACCAUUCCCUGUGGAUGAGAUAUUAUUACCAUUAUCUAAGGAGGAAAGUAAGAGCGUUAUGACGUCAGAUGUCUCGACUAAUACUUCCUCUUAUGACUUCAAUGUGUCAUAUGUAGGUGGGACUUCAGAGCGUGAGUAUACUGUAGUUGACGCUUUUAAUAGGAGUAUUAAUGAGGGCUUGGUUUUUACGCCAGUCGAUCAACCUCCAUUAAAACUGAUGCUUGACAAAAGUUCUAUGACGGGUGAGGUCAAUAUAUUAAGUAGUGACGAUAGUCCUGACAUUGAAAUUGUAAAUGAUACGGAGGAUCGUAUCAUAGAAUUGAUGGAUUUGUUCCCGAACAUCCCAAAAGAUCAUUUGAUGGAGAUAUAUGGAAAAUUAUGCAAUUAUAAUUUCAAUUGGGCUGUCGAUGUACUGUUGGAAGGAAUACCAGAUGAUGGAAUAAAAUAUCAAAAACCGGAAUCAUCCAAUAAUCAAGGUAUUGAAUUGUUAUCAUGCACUGAGAUGACUCUGGACAAGAAAUCCAAUAGACUCAAGCAACAAUCUACCAGUUCAGAGUCAAAUGAUAGUGAGUCCAAUGCUCAAUCUCAGACUGGCACUCCGAAGAAAAAAAAAGACAAGAACAGAGUGUCCGAAGCAAAUUUAGUACUGAAGAAACAAAUAGAGGAGAAAUUGAAGAUCAGUGAUGCUAGUUACAAUCCUCAUAUUCUAAGGGUAAAGAGAUGGAAAAAUGGAGAACCAGAUAUUACAUCAGAUGAAAUAAUUGAACAGCAAACAUUAAAUAAAGAGGCAAUCGAGUUUGCUGAUUUUUCCAAUCUAGAAGACGAUGGUUAUACAAUGGAGUCAUCAUCCCUCUUGACUACAGAAAAUGCUACAUCACUGCCAGAACAGUAUGAGAGUACUGAAAGUACAGAUGACGAUAGCGAAGAAGGUGAAAUGAUGGAAUUAAAUCUAGGACAGGACUUCAUCCAAAUUUUAGCUAAUGAAUUCGGUGAUCCCGAAUUCGAAUUACCGGAUGGUCUAUUCCCUGUCAUACAAAUUAAAAAGUCCAUGGCUCAAGGUCUGUACGCAUUAUGGGUGGAAAGUAUGCAACGACAACUUGAUGCCCAACAGGAGCAACUAGAUCAAAUGAUAGCAAAAGAUGCUGAGUAUGCAAAAUCUGUACAACAAGAAGAGGCCAGAGCAUUAGAGGAACAAAGAGCACCAAAUCUGCACGAGAUGAUGGACAUGGAAAUGGCUCUGGCCAUUUAUAAUAAUGAUAUGAAAGAGCAGAUGAAACGUGAGACAUCAAAUGAUUUAGCUUCGCGUUUAACACGACAAAUGCUACACGAAAUGUUCCCAACAUACAACCCUGAAACACUAAACGAAAUUUUGAACGCUCACAGUGGUCACUUCAAAGAAACUGUGGAAGUCCUUCAAAUGAGUACAGGACAACAACCAGAUAAACCUGAUACAUUGAAAAAACAAAAGAUUUUAAUGGACAAAGUCAAACAAGAAUGCGUUAGGCCUCAGGACCCAAUCGAAUCGUCAUCACCAUUUAUUGUUGUAAAUCCAGAUUUAUAUGUCUCAAGUAAAACUGAACAGCUAACAUAUGAUAAUGCUUUACAACUGGCACAAGAUGCCAGGAAAGAAGCACAACGACAGUUUUCAUUACGCAAUGAAAAUUUCAAUAAAGCUGCAAAUGCUCAUAGAAAAGGAAACCCUGAAGUUGCUACCUACUAUUCGAAUAUGGCGAAGUUACACUCAAAAAAUAUGGAGAUAGCCAAUUCCACAGCUGCCAGUGCAUUUUUAGCAGCACAGGAUUAUUUGUCAAAUGAGAAAAAUACCUUGGAUUUGCACAAUCUGUUUGUACCUGAAGCUCUUCAAGCUUUGGAAGUGUUUUUGGAUUAUCAUUUAAACAAAUUGCGAAAAAAAAACAAACGAUCUGAAUAUUUGUACAUAAUAACUGGUCGUGGUGCUCGCAGCAAUAACGGACAGAGCAAAAUUAAGCCUGCGGUUUCCAAGAGACUUCAUGCUAAAAAUAUACGAUUUACGGAUGCUAAUCCUGGCUGUUUACAAGUGAUUAUACGCAAGUGUAACGCAGUGGAAUAGACUUUAAUAUUGUAACACUUGGUGUACAAUAAUGGUCAGCUAGAAUAUGAUCUAUCGACACCAGAAAAACAACUGGUAUAGUAUGGUCAAUUAAAAAUGAUAAAAUUAUCGAUUUCCAUCGGAAGCGUUUCACUUAUUAGAAUGUAAUAUUUCAUUUUACAAAAUGAGAAAUAUUGUUUCCGUUGGUGAUAACAAGGAUUGUCAUUGCAGCGCAUCCCUUUUACAUAGACUUGUAUUACGUUAACGUUUGUAAUUGCAUACACUUUAUAAACAAUUCUGAUAGCAAUAGUGAAUGAGGAAUUUUAACAAUCUGAGAACAUUUUGCAAAAUUUAUAAUAGCACAAAGUAGUCUCAAUGUAGAAUUCUGCAAUGAAAAGAUUCAUAAUGGAAUGCACGCGGUAUAAUAUUAAUUCUCAAUUAUCUAUCUAGUCAGAUAGAAAAUUACAGAAAAUUGUUAUUUUAUGAUGCCCAUUGGAAUAAUUUAGUUUGAAAAUAGCCCCUGAAUCGAGAAAUCAUGAUAAGAAUAAUUUUCUAUGACGCGCCUACAUAUUCUAGAGAAUUUUAAAGUGAUACGAAAUCGAAGGAAAAUUAGCCAUUUUAUAUCUUAUGAGAAAAUACGAAAAGCAUUAUUUUUAUGUUACUAAAGUUUAAUUCAUAAAAUGAUAAAUUAAAUUUUAAUGGUGUUAUGUAUGUGUGAUAUUGAUGAGGUAAGAUAUAUUCGUUCAUUGAAGUGGUUAUGGAAAAGGAUCUAAAACUAUAUUGUCUCACUAUGUCGACAAAUGAAUAGUAUUUUUAUCCUCAUCGAUUUGAUAUGAUGAAGUACCUUGCCACAUCAGUCAAAUACGUAUAGAAAUUGCAGAAGUACAAUGUAUAAUUUAAUUCUGCAUACACCUACCUCAUCUUGUAGUACGAUAAGAAGAGGUGCAAUAAUUUUAUAAUAAAAAUUAAGUACUACACUACCCAUUGGGCGUAAUUAAAAUCCCUAUGGAAAGUCUAAGGACGAUUAUUGAAUUAUAAGAAAACAUUUAUACAUUUAUUUCAUACGCUAUAAGAGUUUUUAAUACCUAUAUUAUUACACAAUGUGAACAUCUGUCAUUGCAGAAAUAAUUUACUCUUCAACUCACAGUAACAUUUGUUCUUCCUAUUACGACGUAUUCAUUGUUGUCACGGAUACGAUCAUCCGAUCAUUAAUUUUAAGAUCAGUGUGUGAAUAGUCUUGAAAUCCUAUGCGUAUAUUGCGAUACUUUAAUGUAAAGUGAAUUAGAUGUAUUACUCUCGCGUAAUUCUUUUGAGAAGCAAAUAUUUUUAUGUAAAGUACACUGUUCUGUACAUUUCUAGCAAAUAAAGCUUUGAAAUUUGAUAGAA